This is a messenger RNA of Spathaspora passalidarum NRRL Y-27907, 4411 nucleotides long. Its product is annotated as RSC chromatin remodeling complex ATPase subunit. Gene Ontology annotation, cellular component: nucleus. The record is from RefSeq and is a predicted model, not a curated record. Gene Ontology annotation, molecular function: histone binding; ATP-dependent chromatin remodeler activity; ATP binding. NCBI's taxonomy places the organism in Eukaryota, Fungi, Ascomycota, Pichiomycetes, Serinales, Debaryomycetaceae. Bases 1 to 3870 code for a protein of 1289 amino acids. Gene Ontology annotation, biological process: positive regulation of transcription by RNA polymerase II. The transcript has a single exon.
AUGAACGGCGUAAUGACAAUAAACGGGAAUGGUCCAGAAGUCACUCCUCCAGCAGGUCAGGUACCGGCUCCACCAUCCGACAACCAGGAGUUGGUCCUGUUUGGCUACACCUUCCCCCAAACCAAGGAACAGUUGAAUGACUUGUUGGAUAGAUAUUACAAAUUGCUCUAUGCGUCCAAGCAAUUACGAGAAGAGUUUGAAAAGAGACAGGAUUCACCCGGGUUAAAAUUCGAAGAUCCAAAUUCUAAGCAAAAACACCAGAUUGAAGCUAUUUUGGCCAAGGUCAGUAAGGCUCAAGAUGAAUUUCUUCAAGAAGAACAAGAGUUUUUGAAUGAGUUGGCAAGUACUGAGGUGGACCAAGAACAAAUUGAUCAGUUUGACGGGAAAUUGUUUGAAAAGCAAAUUGCUGGAUUGUUGUUAUUAUCGAAAGAUGUUGAUUUACCCGAGCCUUUGCAACGUGAGUUUUCCAACCAAAUCAAGAAACAUGCUAUUUCCGUCGAUUCCAUAAUCGAGCGGUUGAUCACCAUUGACAAUGACUAUGAAACCAGAGCUGAGUCACUUGGGAUCAAGGUCCCAUUGCCACUUUCGGCUAUCGAUCCCCACUAUGCUCCCUUGGGUAACUUUUACGCGGAAAAGAUCAUCAAUAACAAGAUUUCCCAAAGAUUAAAGGAUUUAGAGAACUUACCAAGUAAUUUAGGUACAUACCAUACCGAUAAGGAAGAAGCUGAACUUGAUAAUUUGAAAAUAAAAGCACUCAUUGAAAUCAAGGCCCUUCGAUUACUCACAAAGCAAAAACAAUUAAAACGCAAUAUACUAGUACAUGAAUCCCAACAAGCUAAAUUCACCCACCCUAACUUGAAAGACCAUCCUAUAAUCCUCCUGGAAAAGAGAUCAUUCAAUGUCAGACCCAAAGUUGAACAACGUCAUCCUGAAUUAUUAGCUAUACAAUUGGAGGAGUUAAAGAAACAAGAAGAAAAAGAAUUGAAACGUCAAAUGCAUAUUUCUAAAGUUGAACAAAUCUUGGAGAGUUCCUUAGCCUUGGGUAAUGCCAAGUACCAAAGAGACCAUUACAGAUCACAUAAUUUAGUGAGACAAAUCAACAAUUUCCACCAAAAUACCGAAAAGGAAGAAUCCAAGAAGUUGGAAAAGACCGCCAAGCAAAGAUUGCAAGCAUUGAAAGCCAACGAUGAAGAAGCCUAUAUCAAGUUAUUGGACCAAACCAAGGACCACAGAAUCACCCAUCUUUUAAAGCAAACCAAUACAUUCUUGGACUCGUUGGCCCAACAAGUUAGAGCUCAACAACAAGAAGAUGAAGAAUUCCCCAUGGAAAAGAGCGGGUCACCUGAAUCAGCCCCGGAAACCAAACCUUCUGAUGCCAAUGAUGAAUUGCGGGAAAAGAUUGACUAUUAUGAAGUUGCUCAUCGUGUCAAGGAAGUCAUUACUGAACAGCCUCUGAUUUUGGUUGGCGGGAAAUUAAAAGAGUACCAAAUUAAGGGUUUACAAUGGAUGGUUUCCUUGUACAAUAACAAAUUAAACGGUAUUUUGGCCGAUGAGAUGGGGUUGGGUAAGACCAUUCAAUCCAUUUCCUUGGUCACAUAUCUUAUUGAAAAGAAACACGAGGAGAAGUUUUUGGUUAUUGUUCCACUUUCCACCAUCACUAAUUGGACAUUAGAAUUUGAAAAAUGGGCCCCAUCCGUGAAGUUGGUGGUGUAUAAAGGAUCUCAACAGCAAAGAAGAUCGAUGCAACCGGAAAUCAGGGUCGGUAAUUUCCAAGUGUUGUUGACCACUUAUGAAUACAUCAUUAGGGAGCGUCCACUUUUAUGCAAGUUCCACUAUUCUCAUAUGAUUAUCGAUGAAGGUCACAGAAUGAAAAAUGCCCAUUCUAAGUUGUCGCAAACUUUAAGAACAUACUACAAGACCAAGAAUAGAUUGAUUUUAACUGGUACGCCCUUGCAAAACAACUUACCUGAAUUGUGGGCGUUAUUGAACUUCGUGUUGCCUCGUAUUUUCAACUCGGUGAAAUCCUUUGACGAAUGGUUCAACACUCCGUUUGCCAAUACUGGUGCCCAGGAAAAGAUUGAAUUGACAGAAGAAGAAUCGUUGUUGGUUAUUAGAAGAUUACAUAAAGUUCUUCGUCCGUUCCUUUUGAGAAGAUUGAAGAAGGACGUCGAAAAGGAUUUGCCUGAUAAGGUUGAAAAAGUGUUGAAGUGUAACUUGUCCGGGUUGCAAUAUGUCUUGUAUCAACAAAUGUUGAAGCACAAUGCCUUGUUUGUCGGUGCUGAUGUUGGAGGAGCUAAGAGCGGUAUCAAAGGUUUGAACAACAAGAUUAUGCAAUUGAGAAAGAUUUGUAACCAUCCGUUUGUGUUUGAAGAAGUUGAAGCUGUGUUGAAUUCUCUGAGAUUAACUAACGAUUUGAUCUGGCGAGUCAGUGGUAAGUUUGAAUUGUUGGAUCGUGUAUUACCUAAAUUCAAAGCUAGUGGUCAUAGGGUAUUGAUGUUUUUCCAAAUGACCCAAGUUAUGGAUAUCAUGGAGGAUUUCCUUAGAUGGAGAGAUAUGAAGUACCUCAGAUUAGAUGGUUCCACCAAGGCUGAGGACCGUCAAGAUAUGUUAAAGGUGUUUAAUGCGCCUGACUCCGACUAUUUCUGUUUCUUAUUGUCGACUCGUGCCGGUGGGUUGGGGUUGAAUUUGCAAACAGCUGAUACCGUGGUGAUUUUUGAUACUGAUUGGAACCCACAUCAAGAUUUACAAGCACAAGAUCGUGCCCAUAGAAUCGGACAAAAGAACGAAGUGCGUAUUUUGAGAUUAAUCACUAAUGAUUCCGUGGAAGAAGUCAUUUUGGAAAGAGCUCACCAGAAGUUGGAUAUUGAUGGAAAGGUGAUCCAGGCCGGUAAAUUCGAUAACAAGUCUACUGCUGAAGAACAAGAAGCAUUCUUGAAGCGAUUGUUGGAGGCCGAAGCUAAUGAAGACAAUGAAGAAAAUGAUUCAUUGGAUGACGAAGAAUUGAAUGAAAUUUUGGCCCGUUCCGAUGCGGAAAAGGUUUUGUUUAAUCAAAUGGAUGAAGAAAGAAAGAAAGCUGAUAAGAGCAUUGGUUCUAGAUUGAUUGAAAAGGAUGAAUUGCCAAGUGUGUUUACCGAAGAUAUUUCUCAGCAUUUUGAAAAAGAUACCAAAGAAUUGAGUAGAAUGAGAGAAAAGAAACGAGUCAAGUAUGAUGAUGGGUUAACUGAAGAACAAUGGUUGAUGGCAAUGGAUGACGAUGAAGAUACCGUUGAAGAUGCCAUCAAGCGUAAGGAAGCCCGUAUAGCCAAGAGAAAGAGAAAUAAGGCCAUUAGAGAAGGAUUAUUAGAAGAGGACAUUAAGGAUGAUGAGGUUGGCGAAGAAGACGAUGAUGAUUAUGAAGCCGUGGCGGCACCAAGAAAAAGACAGCGUAGAUCGAGAACUCCCUUGCCUCAUAUCUCGGAACCAGAGGAAAGUAAUAGAAACUCCGACGAAGAUGGAGAAAUAGAUGGACAAAUUGAUGGUGAAGUUGACGAGUUUACCGGUAAAUGUCUUGCUGUGAUUGAUGAAAUCAUGGAAUUGACUGAUCCUGCCGAUGGACAUAAUUUGGCUGAUAUUUUCUUGAAGUUGCCUUCCCGGAAAUUGUAUCCUGAUUACUACCAAAUUAUUAAGAGAGCAGUGUCUAUUAAUCAAGUCAAGAAACAACUUGAACAAGAGAGAUUUGGACUGUUUGAAGAGUUUAUUGGAGAGUUGAAGCAAAUGUGUUUGAAUGCUAAGACAUAUAACGAAGAAGGAUCAUUUGUAUAUUCUGAUGCUGUAGUCAUUGAAAACUUGCUUGAUGAAAAAUUAGCCCAAGACGCACAAGAUCAGAAUUAGAACGAUAAUUCCAUUACAUAAUCAGGAGUACUUCGGAUCACUAUCCGAGUGCGACACGCUAUUAAUUUUGUGAAACUUUAGCAGAUCUCAAUCGCCGAUAUGUCCAUAUUUUUCACGUGGUUCUUCUAGAUCUUUUGGGAUAUGUAAGCACUGGUGAUGUAUGAUAAUUUGUAUAAUAUAGUUAAUAAAAUAGUACAAUUGUAAUCGUUUGUGUAAUCUAAACAUAGCACGAAGCCUGGAUGCUUUAAUUGAAUGGUGUAAGUGUGUUGUUGGUGUACAUAGUAACUUUUUCAAUUCCAGCCAAUUAUGGCCCCGGAAAAUUGUAUUACUCAAUUUUUUUUUUUAUCUCCUGAUUCAGGAGCGGAUAUUUUCCCCACAGAAGAAAAACCACGGCGGAAGAUUACUGUAAACAGAGAGGGGAAACAACGACAGUUUUUAAGUUCUCGAGGGAUCCUAACACUAACCUACUGUAGAUAUACGUUAAUUGUAGAAAGAAACAACUCUCGACGAAGUAAUUACAUCAAAUGGGUUGAAUGUGGAU